AUGAGAGAACGAUCAGAUGCUACCUAUCAUCCUGCUACUUUCCAAGCUCCGAAUCUGAAAGAUAAAAAAGCUUUUUCCUUUCCGUUGAACUAUACGGGUGAGCCAGCACCUCUUAUUAAAGAGGCAAGAGAAAAGCAGAGACCUGAAGAUGCAAGUGGUCGUAAAGAUAAUGCAAACAAGAAGAAAUUUCCAAAACAAGUAAUGCGGAUGCUCGUGGCAGCUCUCGGGAUGAAGAUGGAAUUGAUCGUAUGGAUCAUAAGCUCUCGGAAUGGUGGUGCCAGUACCACAAAUCAUCCGGCGAAAGAUACUAAAGAGAAGACUGACAAGAAGGGACGCGAUUCAGCAGGGAAGAAAAAAUGCUCUCGAUUUGGAGGUGCUCUUUCUAAUUUGAGGUCAAAGAAAUUCGAGGAACGGGGAGGUAGUGUGCACAAUGGAGGAAACGAGGUGGAAAUUGAGAAGAAUGGUGAUUUUCAGUACCGUGCGAAGAUUAUUGCAGAAGUUGGCUCAAGUUCGGGGAGAUUUUCUGCUCGCGUAGAUUGA
Messenger RNA from Botrytis fragariae, 540 nucleotides. RefSeq lists its product as uncharacterized. The record is from RefSeq and is a predicted model, not a curated record. The transcript is spliced from 3 exons. The coding region runs from base 1 to 540 and encodes 179 amino acids. NCBI's taxonomy places the organism in Eukaryota, Fungi, Ascomycota, Leotiomycetes, Helotiales, Sclerotiniaceae.